Paramuricea clavata is the source of this 6687-nucleotide messenger RNA. NCBI's taxonomy places the organism in Eukaryota, Metazoa, Cnidaria, Anthozoa, Malacalcyonacea, Plexauridae. The record is from the annotation of a GenBank genome assembly.
AUGGCAUUUAUGGGAGCGAAAACUAAACAUCAUUGCACGGUGGCAAACAACACAGAUGUUAGUCGGCUUGUACCAUUGAUAAGAAAAAAUGGAAAGUCAGUAUGGGACGGAUGUCAUCUGUUUGAUGGUUAUAAUACUACAGAAAAGAUACCAUGCCCAAAUGGUUGGACUUAUGACCUCCCUGAAGGAGAAGCGACUAUAAUAUCUGAGGUAACAAUUUCUCAAAUUUAUAUAUUCCGGCAGUUUAGAUACAAACCACGACAGCUUAUUGUAUAAUACUAUACCUACACUGGACGACCACGUCUGAGACAACCUUUUCAGGAGAGAAAUGCUAAUGCCGGCUAUGGAUUAAACUACCUGAAUAAAAUACAAGUAAAACUUGGACGUAAAACUUCGAUGAAGGGCCUUCGCUCGAAACGUCGAAGUUAUAUUUGUAUUUUUCAGGUAGUUGAAUCCCUACCAUCUGCAUUUCUCUGGUGUUUUGUUUCUACCUACACCAGCACAGAGAAUUUGAGUUUAUAUCCUUUGCAGGCAGUUCGAUCUGACUGAAAUGUUUACAGUUUAUUGCAGAAUACAACCUAUACACUGGACCCGACGAUUGAGAUGUCUUUUAAUCUUCGGAUAAUUCAUACACUAAGCACGGCAGCUUAUUGUAGCUAGAGUGCUACCUAACACCGCACAACAUGGUUGCUGGCGUUCAGGAGCCAUAGAGCGAUACUACGUCCAUUGUAUAUAUGGCGAUAAUUUUGAAUUCAAAUAUGUGUUUCGAAAAUUGCAAAAUUUAGUUGAAUUAAGAAUUCUAAAGUUACAAAUUUCAUGCACAUGCAGUGAAUCCGCAAUCAUGGACAUGUAGCAAUCUGAGCCUGGAGUACGUUACUGGCUAACAUUCCAAACAUUAUUGGCUACUUGUUGGACUUCACGUUUAAUAAUGGCGCCCAAUCCAGUCUUUAGAUAACAUUUACUCCAAUAACUCCAUUAUUUUCUAUUUAGUGGGAUCUUGUCUGUGACGACGCUUACAAAGUCAGCCUAGCCACAAGCAUGUAUUUUGUCGGAGUAACGUUAGGGAGUCUGGUGUUCGGAACAUUAUCAGAUAAAUAUGGAAGAAGACCUGUGUUUCUGUUUACAAUGUUCUGCCCAUUUGUUCUUGGCUUGUUUUUGUUCUUUAUAAAGAACUAUAUCGCAUUUGUUGUUUUUCGGUUCUUCCUCGGAUUCGUUCUUCAGGUACAGUAAUUAUACAAUGAAUUGGAUCAAUUACUAAAUAAUAAACUUAGCUGCACUGUAAGAUUUAUUUUCCUUACUUCUAGGGUCUACAAAUUACCGCCUUUACCAGUCAGGUAGAGAUGCUUUCCACUCAGUACAGACCAUCCUUCGGCAUUGGACAAGGGUUCUUUUGGGUUACUGGAGUCAUGUCAUUGGCACUGGUCUCGUAUCUCAUCAAAGAUUGGCAUUACAUUCAGUUGGUGUCCACCACAAUUUUCCUGUUCCAAAUUGGAUUUGUUUGGUAGGUAUUGGUUGGCAAUUCACUAGAUGAUUGGUGGCUUCAGUUAGCGCUAUGGGACAGCAGAAAAAUAGAGGAUAGGCCUAUUACGCUUGCGAGAAGAUAUGGAUUUUAUGCCACGAGAUAUGGAUUUUUACCACAAGAACAUAAAAUCCAUAUCUUUGAGUCACCAUAUAAUGUUCUUUUUAUUAUCUGGACGUAUUCAUAGUGAAGCAAAUGCACGCAAUUUUAUUUUCAUGAAAAUAGUAAAAACAACACAAUAAUGAUUUGAAAAGGAUUCUUUAAAAAUGUUGACAUCAUGUAACGUUUUUGUUGGAUUUUCGUUUUCUUGCUGCUCGCAGAAAUGAUUAAUAUCGUGUUCACUUAAGUCAACAAACUUCGAACUGAUAGCCAUUUCAGAACAAGAAUGAAACUUUUGGCGGGAAGAUUUCGCUCACGUCACUUCAAUAUAAAUGCCACUCACGAGCGUUAUUUUACGGAAAAAAGGCCACUUGCUCCCGGAUGUAGUGACAUAUGAGUUCUAUACGAGUAUUUUAGUUCCCAGCAAAACACCUUCGUCCAUAUAAUAAAAAGGAUCAACUUCGGAAACAGAACAUUUGCCAUACUGGUGUGACCUCAUCGAUUAUUCACUGUAUUCCUACCAAUGACUAGAAAUUUUAAGAACCUUUUCUAACAUGUCAGCAACACCAAUGUAAAUUUGCACUGCUAAGCAUUUAUGCAUAGCACUCAUACUCUAUCCAGCUCUAGUUAUGAGAUCAGUGACAUGAAAGGAAUAGAUUUCUAGACUGGAGUGUCGAAAUGAUGGGCCUCAAAUGUGAUAUGUUCACAUUCAUUACUUUUCUAUAGGUGUUUACCCGAAUCCAUUCGUUGGCUUCUAAUCAAUAACCGCUUUGACAAAGCAGAGAAAGUCGUUAGAAACAUCUGCUCUUUCAACAAGAUUACUUUCCCACGAGAUAUAUUUGAUAAAACGGUGAAUAAGAUUGAAAACAAGACGGAUAUCAAGAAUUUUACAAUUGUUUAUAUUUUCAAAUCAAGUGUGUUGAGGAAACGGUCUUUGAUUAUGAUGGUGGUUUGGUAAGUACUGCCUGGUAUUGUCUGCUCGGUAAGUACUGCCUUGGUAGAACUAGUCUAGCUAGGUUAAGUAGAUCUUGGUAGGGUUAAUUAGUGAGAUCAAAGACGCCCGAUUAAGGUUUGUCAGUGAGACUAAGAAAUUCCUGACUAAGUUGAGAUAAAAAAACUCCAACUGAGGUCAACAAACCCCUGAUGAUCAAGAAACUUCUGAUUAAUCUCACAAACGAAGGUCAGACCUCUGUCGAUCCACACCCAAAUUUUUACCUCCAUAAUGGCCAGGAAGUUAUGUUUUUACCUGGGUUUGUUAAUAAUAUGUAUGCGUGUUUGUCUGUCAGAACUCGCUGUUUUAUAACAUUAUUGUUUUAACAAUGGACCAAUAAGGGAUGGAUAAUUUCUAGACCUCGCGAGGGAAAAGUUUAGAACUGAUAGAGAUAUAUAUCCAGAAUAAAUACAAUGACUACUGUAUGUCCAUUUCGUAACUUUCCAGGUUUUCAAUAUCUCUGGGUUACUUUGGACUGGCAUUGAAUAUCUCGAGUCUUGCUGGAAAUAAAUACUUAAACUUCUUCAUUAGUGGAGCAUUGGAGAUUAUCAUCAUUGCUUUGACCAUAUUUGUCUCAAACAGGUGCGUUGUAGCAGUAUAUUGAGGAACACUGUCGAGCAUUUCCUUACAGAAACCUCAUUAAUACGAACACCUCUCUCAUACGAACACCUCUCUCUGAUACGGGCGCAUCUCUAUUACGAGGAGUUCCCAAUAUUUCUGAAUUCUCUUAUUUACAAAUGUGUACAGAUAAUACUAGACGGCAAAAUUAUGGCCACAUGCAGGCUCUAUAAAAUUUUCCCCUGUGAAGUUAAUUCGUGCACUACAAACACAAAUGAGAGUUUGAUAGAAAGGAGGGAAAAAACGAAAAAACAUCGUUAUUUUCACGUUUAAAAGAGAAAUAUUUUUACUUUUGUGCAUGUGUGAAUAAAAAUUGUGAUUUCAAGUCAAUGAUUAGAAAAAUAUAUUUGUUUAGAAAGUUUUUACUCAUGCAAUCAGAAAUCUUCCAAAAUUAUCAUAUUCUUCGCGCUACAAUGUUCUGACAUUCCCAACUUAGUCUCGCCAAUAGCUAUUUCACAUAAUAACGAAGGUGCGCUCCCCAAGCCAUUAUUACCGAGUUAUGAUAUACUGGUAAAGGUAUAUUGUAGUCUUUCAAUAAACCGUUUUCACACAAUUUGACGCUGUUUUUCUUGGCUACCUGGGUUGUAAGCCAACGGUAAAAAAAUUUGAUUUUGUUCUCUCACGUGCGAAUCAUCUGACACGUGUAAAAACUUACAAAAAUUGCUGCAUCACAUCAGUUAGUUCCUCCCAAUUCACUCAAACCUAAAAUCGCAUAAAAAAAUAUUCAACGAUAUUAGUGAAUUUCUGAUUCAAAUCCGCCAUAUGCUUCUUGAAUUUUGAGUUAAAACACUCUAAACGUACCUAUUUUCUAAAGAGCAGGGGGACAACUUUUUAUGUCCACGCCCUGUAUAUUUUUCAUAAACAUAGAAAGAUGGAUUUAAUUUUUUGAUUCCGUGCAGUAUUUGAGGUAGCCUGUAUAUGUGGCUGAAGGAUUGAAAAUUAAAGUUAAAUUAAAUAUUUUUAAUAAUCUAGGUUUGGACGACGCAAGUCAUUGUCUGUUUAUUUUCUUAUCGGCGGAAUAGCUCUUAUUAUUGCAGGAGGAUUGUCAAAGUCGAACAGUAAGAUAUUCUGAUGUUUUCUUGACUUAUUCACAGAUUAUGUUUAUUUCGUCUUUAAGCAAGAUUUAGUCCCGGACUGACCCGAGGUCGGCAGUUAGGAUUCUUCUGCUCAAUCUCUUUCUGUCAUUCAAUUCCUCGAUAUUCAAACAUUCUUUUACCCGGAUUCUUACCCGAAGUUGGCUGCUAAAUUUACUUCAAUUUCUUUCUCUUCUUCAAUUCCUUGAUAUUCAGAUCUCUGUUACCAAGCUAGUCUCAGACUAACCCAAUGCUGGCUGUUGCUAUUCUUCUCAAUCUCUUUCUGUCCCUUCGUAUUUAGAUUUUCUCACCUACGUCUGAUUUCUUCAUUUCAUGUCUCAGGUAGACUGGACUUUUUUUCGUCUCUUCUUAUUACAUUUCCAUACCUCAAUCUUGUUUCCCUCACCCUCUCUGCCACUCCACAUUUUAGGUAAUAUCACAAAAUUAAAAGCUAAAGUAAGAGAGAGAGAAAGGAGUACAAUCAUUUGCAAAGAGGAGUACAGUCAUUUGCGCGAAUGAAACUAAAACCUGCUCCCAUUGUUUUUAUUAGUGUAGCAUUUCAUAAUUUCAACAUCUGUCUUGUUACAGAAAGUGUCCAGACCCUUGUGAUGAUUUUUGCGAUAGCAGGAAGAAUGUCGCUGACUGGAAAUUUUUCGAUUUGUUUUUUUUAUACUUCUGAACUUUAUCCUACUACGAUACGGUAUGUAUUUAAUAUCAUCUCAUUAAUUAUCACUCUCAAUUUUAGAUAGUUAGAUUGUAUAUAUAUAUAUAUAUAUAUAUAUAUAUAUAUAUAUAUAUAUAUAUAUAUAUAUAUAUAUAUAUAUAUAUAUAUAUAUAUAUAUAUAUAUAUAUAUAUAUAUAUAUAUAUAUAUAUAUAUAUAUAUAUAUAUAUAUAUAUAUAUAUUUUAUAUAAUUCUUACUGUAGGAACGUAGGUGUUGGAGCAGGGAUGUUCUGGACACGAUUUGCUGGCAUUAUAGCACCACAAAUGUUGUUACUGGUAUGUAACUAAGCAUGCAUGCAAUGAACGUGAAUAGUGCAACAAUAUUGCACCAUUCACUGGCAGGUGAAUAAUUGUUUUAGCAUAUACCAUAAGAAAACAAAACAAAAAUGACCAAAAAACAACGAAAAUAUGUUUAAAACAAUUUGUAUCACAGCUCCCGUAAGAGUUGUAAACAAAACAGUGUUUACGAGCUUUUAGUUACUAAUUCUAUUCAUUAGAAAUAGUUUUAAAGAAUAACUUAGGGAUGUUAAUUGUUAAAGUACCCUGCGAGCCAAGUCUUCUCGUAUUUCUUCACGGCAUGGCACGGAGAAGCGAGAGAGACUCUGCAGAACUUGUGUAUAUUCUUUGUGGAGCCGACAAUCCGAAAACUUGGAUAAUUAUGCGACCGGUUUUGAUCCGAACCGGGAACUACUUAUUAAAUCUUCUUCUGAGAAAUAGGCAGUUGCUUAGCAACCUAAUAGCGCAAGCUCAAAUGAAUUUAUACACAAGUUCUGCAGAGUCUCUCUCGCUUCUCCGUGCCGAGAAGAAAUACGAGAGGACUUUGCUCGCAGGGUAUUGUUAAAGGUACCAGAGCUGCAUAAAAACGAUUAAAUAUCUGUUCUAUUUUCAAUUUGUUUCAAAUUAAUAAAGGCAAUCAUGUGAUGGCAACUCAGCAAGAGCACCUCCACCUUUGAAUUUAUUUAUUAAUAAAAUGUUAAACAUGUCCGAGAUUCAUUUAUACAAUAAAUUCGUGAUGCAUGUUGAAUCCUAUAACCAUAAUCUAACCUCUACAGUGGCGUAGCCAGCCCGACAAUAUAUUUAGUCCCGCUAUACAAAUUCAAAAUUAUUAUCAUUAUUCAUUUCUUUAAAAAUUGAUUGUUUUCACAGUCAAUGAACUCGAAAAUAUUUGCAUAGACUAAAUCGUAGGGCUGGCUACGCUACUGAACUUUUAACCCUAAUCUAAUCUUAAUCUAUUCUGACCCCAAUCUAACCCCAAUCUAAACUUGACGACCUUUUUUUUAAUCUAUCCUAUCCCAGCGCAACCUCCCUCCCUUAAGACUGCAUACGUUCCCCAGCGAUAACCCAAUUUUCAAUUUAGAUUUAACGCAAAUGUAAUCAAUUUUUCCUAGGCCUUGGGCAUCAUAUAAGACCACUAUAUUUUAAGUUACAGCGGCAAUUUAACAAUAUGUUUCCAUAUAGGGCGAAUACACAGCCGAGGCCGUACCUUUUAUCAUAUUUGGUGGAAUGCUUCUGCUGUCAGGUGCACUUGCCCUAUUGCUACCAGAAACUUUAAAUGUGAAACUGCCGGAGACACUGCAGGAUGUAAGAAAACUUGAAAUGCCACAAGAAGGAAAGGGAAAGAAGAGCCUUAAUGCUGAGAGAGAAAAUAUCGAACUUGUCUCGUGA